CCUCGGCAUUGCAUCCUUCCGCGUCGGAAUCCCCUGUCCUCUUGGAGUAACACAUAUACAUAAUAUACGCAUAUAUGUGUGUAUUAUAUAUAUAUACACAGCUGCGGCGAGAGAUCGCCCGUGCAUUCCGCAGAAGGCGAGUGGUUGCCGUGCUGGAGAUGUGAGAGAUUCCGGAGCAGACUCCGCGAACGAACCACACAGAAUGGCUUUCCUGUGCCCCGUACGCAUACGUCGCGGAAAGAAGAAGAAACCCGGAACACAUAACUUUAAUUUGGAGAAAGACUGUGGGACAGGUGGCAGUGGGCUUGGUCUGGGUACCAGAGUGCCAUUACCCCCAGGUCGGAUAACUGGAAGUGCAAGUAUUGAAACCCUUGUAAGAGUUGGUAUUGAAAAGGAGAAUGGACUCUCUCCGGACAGUAAAAUGGUCAUUGUGCAUGACUUUACUCCCUGUGUGGACGAUGAACUUCAAGUCAAAAGAGGCCAGGUAGUGAAUGUACUUUACAGAGAAAACGAUUGGGUAUAUGUAAUAGCGGCGGACACGCGUAUGGAAGGCUUCGUACCACACUCGUAUUGUGCGCCAUACACGUCGCAACUGGCGGAAUUGACGCUGGCCAAUCUGAACAAUGUGAAGAAGAAGCUGCCGCGGUCUAAUGAAAAUGACUGUGAUCUUCUUAGUACGGGCCGUCUGCAGGAGGCACAACAGACCGAUACCGGAUCGGCCUCGGAUUGUGAAAGCUAUGCACGAAAUAACAUUACUACCGCGGAUGUCAACGUCAAUCGCUCCAACAUCACGCAGUCCCAGAAUUCUAUACAGACAAUAUCGUCCCAGCCAGAUGUACAUCCCUUCUUCAAGGAUCCAUCAGCCGGAAGAUACAUUGUUCUUUACACCUUCGUGGCACGUGACGAAAACGAUGUCAGUGUCGAGAGAGGUGAAUUCGUAACUGUGUUGAAUCGCGACGAUCCGGAUUGGUUUUGGGUGCUCCGACAUUGCGACGGCAAUGAGGGUUUUGUACCGUCCGGUUUCGUUUAUCCUGGUCACGUUCUUCAUUCUUAUGCAACAGCCACUACGACGGCCACCACUGCCUCUACAAAUACAGUGUCUACAGAUGCUCACAGUCCAGGUAAAGGUACGGGAGGCGAGUCGUUACAGCAAAAGGGAGUGCGAGAUUUCCGGGACGAAACGACCGGUACGGAGUUAGUGGUGCUUUACGAUUACAAAGCACAGGCACCGGACGAUCUAUCGGUGAAACGGGCCGAUUGGAUAUAUGCAGAUCUGGGAAAUCAAACAGUGGAUGGUUGGCUCUGGGCCUACGCGCCCAAAACCCGCAAGUACGGUUUUAUUCCUAAAGCGUACGCGCGACCCCCUGCCAUGACUAGCUUAUAAUUCGAACUGAAGAAAAAACUCGUCUGACUUUUUUAAAUAAGUCUGCAAUACUACUUUUGUACCGUCUUUUUAUAUAUUGUAUGUCGUUAAAUAUGUACUAAGAGCGAGAUAAUUAAUAUUUUAUUUAAAUAUGUAUAUCAGAUUACUA
This is a messenger RNA of Cyphomyrmex costatus, 1532 nucleotides long. RefSeq names its product Dachs ligand with SH3s. Gene Ontology annotation, molecular function: protein binding. The record is from RefSeq and is a predicted model, not a curated record. Bases 203 to 1384 code for a protein of 393 amino acids. The transcript has 5 exons. Lineage: Eukaryota; Metazoa; Arthropoda; Insecta; Hymenoptera; Formicidae.